UUUCAAGUGAUUGGAUUUGCUGUCACCUUACGAUAUAUACUUGUUGGCACAUAGCGCUUUAGCCGGCACCCCUACUUUUGUAUCCUACCCUAAACCAUCCUUAUCGGUCAAACAAAAAGGCAGAAAAGGAACCAUCAGCGCCAUGUCCAAAGAACCAAGAGAGUCAAGCAGGCAUCGUCAUAGAAGGGACUCCUUCACAUCCGUUCUCUCGUGGGCAGGGUUACAGCCAAGAUCCAGCCUUACCAAGACAUCCACAGCAUCUUCUUCGUCCGACUCAUCACCACCAUCCCCAUCCCACCAUGGCCUGUCAAGGGGUCGUAGGCACAGUUCCAGUGCCGAUGAUAAAAAGAAGUCACGUAGACGCUCAAUGGCUUUACGGAGAUUCUCUAUAUCAGUCCCCGGUGCUGCCGCCGUCGACGAAGACGGUCUCACUAAGACCAAGCUUAAAAAGGCCCCUUCCUGGACGCUGGACAAUAAGGCAUCGGAAUCUUCUUCCAGGACGUCCACCAAGGCCGCAUCAACAGACGCCGUCAACCAGACAAAUGCAUCAGCAUCAAAGAUCUCUGACCAAAACACAUCAGCGGUCAAAGAAGAAGCUUCCAACGGGGACCAUUCCGAAGAAAAAGCUAGCAAAGAGAAGCUCACAAGUCCAACCCAACAACUUCCCUUGCCUCCCCCACCAAAGCCCAAGUCAAUCCUCCGAGUCGCCAGUCCAGAUGGACGGAAACCACCACCACGCAAGAUCCCUUGCUUUUCGACCACGCUCCCAGAGUAUGAUCCCAGGAAGCCCACAGCAGACCACGCCUGUCUUGUGCCUCUACCGGAGUCUAGCUUAACCUCCAUUACCGGCUCGGUAUCUUCGUCAGAAUCAUCCGUCUGCAGGCCUGGAAAGCAUGGAGCCGCCACCGUUCGAUUCGCCACGGCAACGGUGCACAGGGUUGAGGUCGGACCCGGACGUCGGUUCCUCCCAGUGAAGCGCAAGAGCAAGAGCACAGUCACCUACAUCUCCCGCUUUGACGACGAAAACUCCCUCAAGAAGAACCUCACGAGCCCGACGAAACAACGAAGGCAUCGGGCGAACCAAGCAGCGAUGGGGCGGUACUGGCAAAGAACGGAGGAAGAGGAGGCUCUAGAACGGGAAGAGGCGCGGAAGAGAGCUGAGCAAGAAGCCGAACAGUAUCGAGCCGAGCCUUCUAGUCCCCCUGAUCCGGAUCUUAUCAGCAAAAAUGGCACAACACCACCCAGUCCGGAAUUGGCUGCGACGGAUGAUAAGCUCGAGGAGAUAUAUGUGGAUGACGAGAAGCCAGAGUCUGACAGCCCGCGGAGAGCGAAGAGGGAUGCGUCUCCGGCUUCAUACAGGUCGUCAAGCCUCAACCUGGCAUUGCCUGCGCCCGAACCUGACACAGGCUUCCCGUCUGACGAUUUGACAUUGGAAGAAGAGCUGGAAGCACAGCAGGAGAAUUACAAGGCAGAGCCGGUACACAUCAAUAUCAGGAUUGCAGCAGCAGAAACCGGAGAUUGGCCCUUGGCUGACCUGGAGUCUGAACAAAUUCAUCAAGAAGUCCAGACAUUGCUGGAGAUCAAGACACCGAGGGGAAUCGUCUUGUCACCGAUUGCAGAGGAAUUCGCCAUUGACGACGAGGAAGAGAGUGACAGCGGCAGCGGCAGUGAUAGUGAUAGCGAGCUCCUAGAAGAAACCACCGGGACCGACGCCUACCAGGAACCCGAGGAACACACGCCACUAACAAUGCCCCCAACACCACCACGCCAGUCAACCGCUCUACUCCUAUCGGAAGAACCCGAAGAACAAAUCACCACCCAGGAAGACUCCACGGACGACGACAACGACACUUCGCCUUCAAGCUUUCUCACCCCAGAAAACCAAAGCCUCGGACAAAAAUGGUCCAGCCCCCGCCUCCGUCCCACCGUUAAUAACGUCCCCUCCAAGCGCCACAACAACACCCACACCCAUCAUGUCCCCUCACCACCCGCAACUCCUCCAAAGAAACAACACCCCUCGCCCAAAAUCCCCGCCUUCACCAUCCCCAUCCUAAUCCCCAAAAUCACCAUCGGCGAGAAGGACGAUAAUCAGGGGCAUAAACGGUCUUCGUCGUGGGGACACAGACGAUCGUCGUCCUCCUCCUCGUCUUUGUCUGAUAAGAACGACAAGAGAAGCGGGUCGCCAAUGGGGAAGGGGAGUAGUAGUGAUAGGGAGUCGUCUCCGGGGAGGUCGAAUAGGUUGCAUUUGUCGGGGAGGAGGAAGAAGACCUCGAGUCGGUCGAGUUUUGGGGAGGAGGGGUCGAAGAGUCAUCAUGGGCAUGGGCAUGGACAUGGACAUGGGCAGCAUGGGGUGCAUGGGGUGCAUCAUACCUCUAAGCAGUCUAUUGCUGUCUAAGUUGGGGAAACAGACAGGAACCUGACCUCCACUCCCCAACGGGUAACUGCCAUUACCUCAUUUGCGUGUUUUGCUCGCGAGGUUCGAUCGAUAAUCUGGAUACAACUGGUCAUCAACCACGAA
This is a messenger RNA of Neurospora tetraspora, 2518 nucleotides long. RefSeq lists its product as uncharacterized. The transcript is spliced from 2 exons. NCBI's taxonomy places the organism in Eukaryota, Fungi, Ascomycota, Sordariomycetes, Sordariales, Sordariaceae. The coding region runs from base 143 to 2395 and encodes 750 amino acids. The record is from RefSeq and is a predicted model, not a curated record.